UGCUCAAGAGUUCCAGCUUCAACAGUGAGUGCACUAAAUCGUUUCUAGUUUCUGACCAUGGUGAGCCCAGCGAUGCUGAAGGGUAUGAACACGGAGGUGUAUGGGGAGGGCCACCCCUUCGGGGACCCAUCCUGGUAUCAGGCCUACAACACGCCCUACUACAAUGACACCCACAAGCAGUUCCGAAAGCUGAUGCGUGAGUACGUGGAUGAGCACAUCAUGAGCAAUGUGCAUGACUGGGAUGAGAAGGGCACUAUCCCAAAGGAGAUGUACCUGGAGGCUGGAAAGCAGGGUACUCUUGCAUUGUGCAUUGGCAGGCCGUGGCCUGAGAAGUACUUUGGUCCAUCUCCUUGGGGAUUUGAGCCAGACUACUUCCAUGAGCUCAUCAUGUACGACGAGAUGUCUCGUACUGGCUCUGUGGGCUUUCAGUGGGGCGUUGCUGGAGGCACCACCAUCGGACUGCCUCCUGUGUACCACCAUGGAAGCGAGGAGCUGAAGCAGCGUGUCAUGCCACCAUGUGUCAAGGGAGAGAAGGUUUGCUGCCUGGCAAUCACAGAGCCCACAGCAGGCAGUGAUGUGGCAAACUUGAAGUGCACCGCCAAGCUGGAGGGUGACCACUACAUCCUGAACGGAGAGAAGAAGUGGAUCACCAACGGCAUUUUUGCAGACUACUUCACUGUGGCAUGCCGCACUGGCAAGCCAGGAGUGGGUGGUAUCAGCUUGCUGCUGGUUGAGAAGGGCAUGCCUGGCCUUGAGACCAGAAAGAUGAAGUGCUCUGGUGCCUGGUCAUCUGGCACAACAUACAUCACCUUUGAUGAUGUCAAGGUUCCAAAGGGCAACUUGCUUGGCAAAGAGGGCAAAGGCUUCCAGUACAUGAUGCAGAAUUUCAACCAUGAGCGAUUUGCCUUCUGUGCCAUGAGCACUCGCUUUGCCCGAGUUUGCCUGGAGGACUCCCUGAAGUUUGCUGGCAAGCGCAAGACCUUUGGCAAGACUCUGAUCCAGCACCCAGUGAUUCGCUGGAAGGUUGCAGAAAUGGCCCGCCAGAUUGAGGCAACUCACAACUGGUUGGAGUGGAUCACCUACCAGCUGAAGACCAUGCCCAAGAUAGAGGCCAUGCUGAAGCUGGGAGGCCACACAGCUCUUUGCAAGGUGCAGUGCACCAAAGUCAUGGAAUACUGUGCCCGCGAAGCAGCUCAGAUCUUCGGUGGAUUGUCCUAUUCCCGCGGUGGUCAGGGUGAGAAGGUGGAGCGUCUGAACCGUGAGGUUCGCGCCAUGGCCAUCCCAGGAGGCUCUGAGGAGAUCAUGUUGGACUUGGGAGUGAAGCAGUCCACCAAGCUUGCAGAGAUGGCCAAGAUGUUCGCUGAGGCUGCACCUCAGGCUCAAGCAGCCAAGCUUUGAGCACGCCCUGUGCAGAUCAAGGCUAGAAGAUCUGGAGACCUGAGUAAGAUAAUCCAUCAGCUUCGUAGACUUCUUAUGUUUCAGUUGCAGCGAAGCAACUCGAUCGUCAACGCUUCAGAGGGAACCUCUAAGAACGGGGAGCCUCUGGAAGAUGUUUCGAGCUUCUUUUCAUUGAAAAAGCGAGCAAGAGAGGCCCAUGUGAAGCUGCCUCUAAGGGGUCUGUUUUGUCUGCCCACUUGCCACUGCAGAUUGGCCGAGGCUUGGCAAGUUACAGAUGGAUCAUGAGGGCCGGGAUCCACCUGUUCCAGUGGAGAUGGAACAAUCUUGUGGGUGAUUUGAAGCAUUUGCUUUCUAUUCCCGUCUCCCAAGAAUGAUAGCACUGUAUUCGAUACUCAUUUUUUGGGGGGGUCAAGCAUGGAUGCAGUGCCAGGCCCAAGGCUAAAGCAACGUAUCAGCCGUUCAGGUUUACGAAGUUUACGAGUAUGCCACUGGAUCUGCCAUCUCUGGGUCCUCGGAGAAAUCCUCUUGAAAAGAUCAGCUCUUUGUGAAGCUCACGUGGCGACCAGGUGCUGUGCACGAUGGAAGCAAAAAACAGAGACGGGGGAUAGUUGUG
Messenger RNA from Cladocopium goreaui, 2011 nucleotides. Lineage: Eukaryota; Dinophyceae; Suessiales; Symbiodiniaceae. The record is from the annotation of a GenBank genome assembly.